AUGGUGCUAUUGAAUCUUGCUUUGGAUGCCUUGAAUGAGCUUUUUAGGCUCUACGAAAAUGAUAAACCUCUUUGGGUUAGCAGUUUGGAUGGAGCCACAAGGGAAUCAGGUACAGUGGCUGACACCAGUUUGGCAUUGGUGAAUACACUGUUGGAUAAGAGGCAGUGGGUAGAGAUGUUUCCAUGCGUUGUUGAAAAAACAUAUACUACUGAUGUGAUUUCCACUGGCAUAGGUGGAAAUAAGAGCGGUUCUCUGUUAUUGAUUAAAACCGAAUUGCAAAUCAUUUCUGACCUAGUUUAUGUUCGCGAAGUACAAUUUCUUCGCUUCUGUAAGAAAUAUGUUGAAGGUGUCUGGGCUAUCAUUGAUGUGUCUGGUGACACAAUUCAAGAAGGUUCACAAGAGAGCGAAAUUGAAAAUUGUUGGAGGUUCCUAUCUGGCUGUAUUUUACAAGAUAUGCCAAAUAGUUAUUGCCAGGUUACUUGGAUUGAGCACAUGGAAUAUAAUGAAAAUCUUGUCCACGAUUGGUAUCGCCCUUUGAUAAAGACUGGUCUGGGAUUUGGUGCUCAUAGGUGGAUGGUUACAUUGCAAAGACAAUAUCAGUUCUUGAAAGUGAUGAAGUCAAUUGUUGAUCCCAUAGGUAAUCAUACAUAG
Molecule: messenger RNA, 651 nt
Organism: Solanum tuberosum (potato)
Lineage: Eukaryota; Viridiplantae; Streptophyta; Magnoliopsida; Solanales; Solanaceae
Product: homeobox-leucine zipper protein ANTHOCYANINLESS 2-like
Exons: 5
Coding region: 1-651 (216 amino acids)
Molecular function (GO): lipid binding
Source: RefSeq, a predicted model, not a curated record